Messenger RNA from Oppiella nova, 530 nucleotides. Lineage: Eukaryota; Metazoa; Arthropoda; Arachnida; Sarcoptiformes; Oppiidae. The record is from the annotation of a GenBank genome assembly.
AUGAUUAUAUUAAUUAUCAAUCACUGUAUUGAGAAUGAGGGCUAUACUGUUAACCCUGCCAUUGACGCUCAAUAUGAACGGGAUGGCCUAUUAGGUCGGGUGAGACCACUGAUCCGCGAAUAUGAGUCCCAUAGGGGUCGGUACCAAAAGACUAACCGCCAACUGGCCGCCAGACUCGACCAGGAGUUACGUGUUAUACGUGAGUUGGAAAGGGAGCUCUCGAGGGCCAGUCGUACGCUAGACCAACAGCGCUACCGGGCCUACGAGCAGAGGUAUUUCAGACACCAGAGCCGGUUGAAGGAGCUGUUAGGUUAGGGACAGGCGUUACAGAUAUUAUUAUAUCAACAGUGAAUACAAAACACGCGUUGAACUCUGCUUUAAUAUGACUGAACACUAUUGGUCACCAUUAUAAUGGUGGACAAUAUUGUUUAGUCAUAUUAAAGCAAGGUGUCUCAAAUAUUAUAUAUUUUUUGUCUCGUAUAAUUGAAUUGUACAUGUUAUGAAUGAAUAAAUUUUCAGUUUAAAAAUAA